Messenger RNA from Entamoeba dispar SAW760, 891 nucleotides. RefSeq lists its product as uncharacterized. The transcript has 2 exons. The record is from RefSeq and is a predicted model, not a curated record. The coding region runs from base 1 to 891 and encodes 296 amino acids. NCBI's taxonomy places the organism in Eukaryota, Evosea, Mastigamoebida, Endamoebidae.
AUGAUAAAAGAUCAAAAUGGAAAAUGUAAUAAUAAUAUUUCAUAUUGUUUAAAUAAAUCAUAUGUUAAUGGAAAAUGUGUUGAAUGUUCAAAUACAUAUUCACCUAAUUUGAAGGGAGAAUGUAUUAAUACAAAAAUAGAAUAUUGUGAAGAACAAAAUACAUAUGGAUGUAAAAGAUGUAAAGAAGGAUAUUAUUUAACAAAAGACAUGAAAUGUUUAAAAUGUGAUAGUAAUUGUGAAACAUGUUAUGAAACACCUACAUAUUGUAUGAGUUGUUCUAAUGAUAAAUAUUUAAGAAAUGAUAAAACAUGUCAAUCAAAUAAAGAAUUAAAUGGAACAUGUUUACAAAUAUUAGCAGAUGGAAGUGGAUGUGGAAUAUGUAAGAAUGGAUAUUAUAGAAAUGGGAAAGGAUGUUCAAAAUGUGAAAAAGAAUGUUUAACAUGUAAUCAAAAAGAUAAAUGUAUAAUAUGUGGAGAAGGAUAUUUUAUGAGUUCAACAGGAAUAUGUAAAUCAACAACAACAAUUAAAGGAUGUAAAGGAGAAAUAGAUAAAGAAUAUGGAUGUAGAGAAUGUUUAACAGGAUAUUAUUUAAUAAAUAAAGAAUGUUCAAAAUGUGGAAAACAAUGUAUGACAUGUUUAAAUGAGAAAGAAUGUAAUACAUGUGAAGAUGAAUAUAUAAUAAUAAAUAAAGAAUGUAUUCAUUAUUCAAAUAUUAAUAAAUGUAAAGAAACAAAAAAUAAUAAAUGUUCAAAAUGUUCAUUUUGGUAUGGAAUCAAUGAAGAAGGAACAAAAUGUAAUAAAGAAAUUAAAAGAAAGAACAAGAGAAAACAACAACAAUAUUUAAAAUUUCACAAUCAAAUAUCAAAUUUAUAUCACUUGGAGAUGGAAUAA